AUGGUUGGGGCGGCAUUGCUGCUGCUACUGCCUGGGCGGGAGGCCUUCAGGUACUGCAAUCUCCGCCUACAUUCCUCCGGAUUCAGGGGUGCUCGCAACGCCGUCGAGUCGGCGCAGUUCUCGCGGGUACUUAGGAGCAGCAGGAUCAGCCACGCCGUCCUGGGGAGCGGCGAGGGAUUCCAAGAGCUGGACGAGAUGCUAGAGAAGAUCGCCACGAUGCCCGAUCCAUCGCAGGGAUAUGGCUUCGUUCUCAGGCAGAUUGGCGAGCGCAAGGCGCUGGCACAGGGCAAGCGCGUCCAUGCUCACAUCUUGAGGACCAGGAAGUGGAAGUCGAGCACCGUCGUCUCCAAUCUCCUCGUCCAGAUGUAUUGCCAGUGCGGCAGUGUGGAUUUGGCGCGCGAGGUCUUCGCCGGCACGAUCCAUCGCAACGAGCAGUCGUGGAGCUCGAUGAUCGCGGGCUACGUCCACCAUGGCCGCCACGGGGAAGCGCUCGAUCUCUUCCUCAACCUGGAAUGCGAGCAGCGCAUCCAGCCUAAUCGAUCCAUCUUCGCCAGCGCUCUCGCGGCUUGCACCCACUUGGGCGAUCUGGAACAUGGUCGAAGGAUCCACGAGCGCAUUCAUCACUCCAAGAUCGCUGGAGUUCACGACGUGGUGAUCGGGAACGCAUUGGUGACGAUGUAUGCCCGGUGUGGGGAUUUGGUGUCGGCCCGUGAGUUUUUCGAGGGGAUGCGAGAGAAGAAUUCCAUGUCGUGGAACGCUAUCAUCUCGGCUUACGUCCAAGGCGGCCAUCCCCGGGAAGCUCUCGAGCUCUUUGCGAGGAUGACAGGGAAGUUAAACAGCUUCGUUUUCGCCAGCGCUUUCACUGCUUGCUCGAUGGUGGGAGAGAUUGAUCUCGGUAAGAAACUCUAUGCAAGGUUUGUCGAGAGCGGACUAAAGCCGGAUUUGAUCGUGCAGAACGCUCUGAUGAGCAUGUAUGCCAAGUGUGGAGAGUUGGACGAGGCGAGGAGGAUUUUUUUCGAGCUUCCAACGCGUGAUGUCGGUGCAUGGGCGUGUCUCAUGGCCGGAUAUGCUCAGCACGGAGAUGUCGCUCGGGCUCUCGAGCUCUACAACAGGAUGAGAGACGAGAAGGUGGAGGCUAACGCGGCCAUUUUCUCCACGCUCAUCGCGGCUUGUUCCACUCUGAAAGAAGGCUUCUCUGGUCGGAAUGUAUGGGAAGCACGGCAAGAUUGAGGAAGCGAGACGGAUUUUUGAUAACAUUCAUGGCGAAAACAAAGACGUGGCUGCCUGGUCGAGCAUCAUUUCGGCUUA
Molecule: messenger RNA, 1308 nt
Organism: Selaginella moellendorffii
Lineage: Eukaryota; Viridiplantae; Streptophyta; Lycopodiopsida; Selaginellales; Selaginellaceae
Product: pentatricopeptide repeat-containing protein At1g11290, chloroplastic-like
Exons: 2
Coding region: 1-1230 (409 amino acids)
Biological process (GO): RNA modification
Cellular component (GO): intracellular membrane-bounded organelle
Molecular function (GO): protein binding; RNA binding
Source: RefSeq, a predicted model, not a curated record